Rubroshorea leprosula is the source of this 837-nucleotide messenger RNA. The record is from the annotation of a GenBank genome assembly. Lineage: Eukaryota; Viridiplantae; Streptophyta; Magnoliopsida; Malvales; Dipterocarpaceae.
ACCAGUUAGUUGGGGGACAUCAGGAGGUCUCCUUAAAAAUUCAGAAUUUGUGGAAGGGUAAGAGGUUUUGCUCGGCCUUUCCCCAAUAUCGCAGGUUAAAGAAGCUGCCAGGGUUUGUGUCGUGUUGCCUGCAAAAAUGAUUUACGACUUCAACUCACCUCUCUUCCGUUCAUUCCUCAGCCAGAAGGGCGGCGUCUCCUCCGACAAGGGGUUCAUCUUUCUUCAGCUUGUUUCUGUGUCCAUCUUUAUCUAGAUAUGUUAAAAGUACUAGAGUUCGCUUUUUUGCUAGCUCUACCGCAAAAAAGUAACAUUGGUUGUGGAGGAUGGCCGCGUUCACAGCGCUUCUUGUUAAUGGUUCAGAUUGUGCAGUCCGACGACAAAGGUUGCACCGCACAAUACUUGUUUUGAAAGUAUUAUCUGUUAAGGUGCUCGAAUGUCUAAGGAGAUAGCUUUUAUUUUUUCCCUUUGGAUUCUUGUGAGGUUUCAGAAGAUUACUUGCAGAUAUUUGUUAAAUUAAUUUUCGUGUUUAAAGUUUCAGUGAUGUACUGGAGAGUUUUAGGAUUGAGAAUGGAAGAGCAGAAGCCUAAGGAGCAGAAACCUAAGGAGCAGAAACCCAAAGCUAAUGAGAACAAGCCUAUCGUGACAGAGUAAAAGGUGCCAUGUUUGGUGUGCUUUAGUUCAGGAUGUGAGGUGGUGGGAUUUUGCACAAUGCUAUUGUAGUUGCUGUUAUAACUUGUUAUGUGCUAUAGGAUUGGAAUAAUGGUAGAUGUUUCAGAAUACUAUUAUUAUAACUAUUACUAUUUCUUGUCUGAAAUGGAAUGAACUCUAUGCUCUUUG